Dreissena polymorpha is the source of this 679-nucleotide messenger RNA. RefSeq lists its product as uncharacterized. The record is from RefSeq and is a predicted model, not a curated record. The transcript has 4 exons. Lineage: Eukaryota; Metazoa; Mollusca; Bivalvia; Myida; Dreissenidae. Bases 194 to 679 code for a protein of 161 amino acids.
UGUUUAUAAUUUUGCAAUUAUAAAGUCUAUAUUUAGUAUAUUUUCAGUUCGAUUUUUUGUCCAUGUGAGAUGGGAUCUUAACACGAACCGAUUCCUUUACUGGGAAAGACGAUGGGUGUAUUUUCAUUUAAGUCUGAAGCAGCUUAGUUUUCUUGAUUAUUUUGACUCCUUUUUUACUUAAUAUUGUGUUUGAAUGAGGUUUUUUAAGUUAUGGGUGUCAUGUUUUUCGAGACUCUCACUUCCUGAAGAUAGUACCUCCAGCAUAUUUAUUGAAAUAUUGAUAUGUUUAAAUAUGAAGCUCAUCUUCGUGAUCUGUCAGAUCUUAUUUGUAAUUGGUGUUCCAGUUCUAGGUGUUGGUGCCUCGAAUGGAGGGACACCAUAUUUCAAAUUAACUCAUAAUCCUUAUGAGAUCGAGUGUUCAUGGAGUUCAGGAAAGGGUAAAGUGGGCUCUUUGACCCUCAAUGGAACUGUGAUUCCAAUUGCGUCCUGCACAAGAAACAAUUGUUAUUUAGAAAAACACUCUGAAGAAUAUGAACUUGUUUCAGUGAAUAAACUGACAUUUGGAAUGAUAUUACGAAUAAAGAAAAAGGUUGAAAUGAAAACUUCAUAUAUUUGUGAAGUUGUAGAGGAAAAUGGACACACCUAUGAGAGUGUUGUGACGAUUGAUGGUUUUACUUGA